AUGUGCGCACUACGGACUCUGGAUCUCUCACAGACCGGACCUGUUACCUCGCAGGCGCUCGCCAUCACGCUCAUCGGGAAGGACCUGGACAUGGAUAUUGAAUCUCCGCAGAAGAGCAGCGCGCGACAAAAAAGCUGUUUGGACCGGUUCCUGGUGGCGUCGAUUCUGCUGUUGUUCUUGCUGGUGUCGGCGGUGGCGGCCGGCGGAGCGGUGGUGCUGAUGAAACUGCAGGCCAAGUUGGACGCUCGGUCCAUCGGCGCUGACGCCGGCGCCGCCUUGAAGGGCGAAGCAAUAAAUACGUACAAGAUGCAAAACUUUGCGUAUGUGGAGGCAACGAAAAGUGAACUGAAGAACUCCGUCAUGUCCUGGGCUCCUGUCAGCUACGACACAGGGAAGUCAGUCGGUGACAAGUUCCAUUUCAGCGAGAAACAACAUUCGCUGAGGACCAGCAAGGAGGGAUCUUACUUCAUCUACUUAGACCUCAACUUGACGUGCACCCACCACUGCUCUGCUGGGCUGCUCACCGUGACUCUGGGUGACAAACUCACCUGCCAGGUCCAACUUCCAACUACCAAGGCAGCCACACCUGUGAGUCAGAGGUGCUGGACGGUGGCAAGGAUGGAAGUGGACUCUGCCCUGCUGGCUCACAUGACUGUACCAGAGGAUGGACUCACAAACUGGAAACUGGAAUUAAAAGGCUCCAAUAUGGGGAUAUUUCUUGUGGACUAGUAUCUGACUUUUACUGAAACUCAAAGAAGACUCUUUUGCUGUUUGUUUUCUCUCUCAGCGAGGCAGGAUUGUUCAUUCUAGAUGCUUUUCAAAUGCUAAUAUUUCAGGAUCGAACCUUCCGCCUGACGCCAAACACACAGACUGACCUCAUUUGGUGCUGGAGACAUCAUCCGCUCCGCACCACACUCAUUGAAACUGUAAAUGUAUAUGGGGCUGGUGAGGCAUGUCUUGACUCUGUAAAUAUGUGUAUUUAUAUAUUUAUUUUUUUAAAUUAUCAUAUGUCAGUGUUGUUCGUCGUUAAACGGUAAUAACCACUAUAUUAGUGUUUCCGGCUUUCAUUUCAUAAAUGCUCUCUGUAAUAAAGCUGAGGCUUGUAUUUAAAUGGAGUUUUCCGUCUUUUUGUCUUUCAGAAUAAAUAAAUGGUGCGAUGUGAUUGUAAAAAAAGGAAAUGUAAUUUAAGUUAAUAAUUAAAACAAUGACGCACAGCUGGAAAAAUAUAUCCUCAAAGCUCCUGUG
Molecule: messenger RNA, 1245 nt
Organism: Synchiropus splendidus (mandarinfish)
Lineage: Eukaryota; Metazoa; Chordata; Actinopteri; Syngnathiformes; Callionymidae
Exons: 4
Coding region: 1-729 (242 amino acids)
Molecular function (GO): protein binding
Source: RefSeq, a predicted model, not a curated record